Molecule: messenger RNA, 396 nt
Organism: Mesorhabditis belari
Lineage: Eukaryota; Metazoa; Nematoda; Chromadorea; Rhabditida; Rhabditidae
Source: the annotation of a GenBank genome assembly
AUGUCUUUUAAUCCUGACUAUGAGACAAUUGGAACCGCUUUCAUCGGGCACUAUUAUCAAAAGUUUGACGUGGGAGAUCCUACGCAACGUGCCCAAGGACUCGCCGAUCUGUAUGAUCCGGAGAACUCGUACAUGACCUUUGAGGGAAUGCAGGUCCGGGGACGCGAUAGUAUCUUGCAGAAGUUUAGCUCGCUGACUUUUCGUCAAAUUCAACGAGGGAUCACAAAAACUGACGCACAACCUCUUUACGACGGAUCUAUUUUGAUUUCGGUACUUGGGCAGCUAAAGACGGACGAAGACCCCGUGCAAUCCUACAAUCAACUCUUCGUCCUUAAACCCAAUGCAGGCUCGUACUUUAUCGCCAACGAAAUUUUCCGCCUUGUUCUUCACAAUCAU